Nicotiana tabacum (common tobacco) is the source of this 2136-nucleotide messenger RNA. Lineage: Eukaryota; Viridiplantae; Streptophyta; Magnoliopsida; Solanales; Solanaceae. The record is from RefSeq and is a predicted model, not a curated record.
AUGGGGAAAGCUGAGCCGGCCACACCCGCUAGGACACGCACACCCUCAUCGGCUGGACGUGGUACUUCCUGGGGUGGUGGUCAAGUUGGGGUUCAUCAAACUAGAAGACAGGCUGCUCCUCAACCUGAAAUUGGGAACAUUGGUCAACCCCAAGCUACUAUGUUAGAUCAAGUGCAAGAACAUGGGGUUCAGGACGCUCUAUCACCAGUGCCAACUGUUGUACCUACUGUUGCCUUACCUGCAGACGCAGUGGCAAAGUUAUUGAAUGUGUUAGAGGCAUUGGUGCCUACUCAGGGUGGAAGUUCUGAUAAUUCAGCAGAUCCUCAAAGUUUCUUGGAUGGGACACUCAAGGCAUUACAUGCUCUAGUAUGUUCUAGUGAGAGAGCCAUGGAGCUCGCAGCAUACAAACUAGAGGAUAUGGCCAAUAUAUGGUAUGAAACUGUGUUAGUAGGAAGGCCAGCAGGAGCAACACCACUGGCAUGGGACGAGUUCACUAAGUUGUUCAUGAAUUAUUUUCUUCCAGAUAGCCUAAUGCAAAAAUAUGCUAGAGACUUUGAGAGAUUGGUUCAGACUCCAGAUAUGGAUGUGUCAACAUAUAACACCAAGUUUUGUAAGCUGGCUAGAUAUGCUCUUUACUUAGUGCCUACCGAAGAAGCUCGAGUUCAGAGUUUUGUUGAUGGAUUGGUUGGUCGUCUAUACACAGUAGUAGCCCCACAUAUGAAGACUUUAUCCUACUCUGAUGCACUCGACUUUGAUAUAAAGAUUGAAAAUAAGGGACGUGAUGAGCGUGCAACUAGUGAUUUACGAAAUCAGAGACAACAACAACAGGGUUCUCAGACAGGGACACACUUGUCUUCACAGUCCACAUACAGACCACAUUACAGACAGGGUACUAGGGGACCAUCAUCAUCUGGACAUCGUAAUUCUGGGCAGAUAUAUGCCACUAUUUUAGUCUGCCAGACCUGUGGUAGAUCACAUUUGGGCCAAUGUCAUUUUCUAACUGGAGAGUGCUUUCGGUGUGUCCAGUUGGGACAUCACUUGAGGGAUUGCCCUCAGCCUCCGAGAAAUUUCAACCAGGCUUCUAUUCAGUCAGCUGCACCUACUCAGACUACUCGUAAUACUUCAGGUGCUACAGGUACAGGAAAUAGAGACCGAGGUGCUGGAGACCGUGUUACUGUAAAUCGAGGACAAGGGAAUGCUGGUAGAGGUCAGGCGAGACUUUUUGCAUUUACUAAACAGGAUGCUCAGGCCUCGAAUGUUGUGGUCACAAGUAUUCUUUCUGUUUGUUCAUUUGAUGCACUUGCAUUGAUUGAUCGGGGAUCUACUCACUCCUAUGUGUCCUCGUACUUUGCUUUGAGGUUUAAUAGACAACCUGAGCUAUUGAAUGAUCCUUUCCUAGUUGCUAUUCCUGUUGGGGAGUCUCUAUUAGCUGAAUACGUGUAUCGUGCUUGUCAGAUUCGGGUUGAGGGUAGAGAUACUCUAGCUGACCUUAUUGUACUUGGUAUGAUUGACUUUGACAUGCUGAUGGGAAUAGAUUGGUUAUCUUUUUGCUAUGCUAUCGUCGAUUGUCAUGCAAAGAUAGUUAAGUUUGAGAUACCAAACGAACCUAGUUUUGUUCUAAAAGGGGGUCAGGUUCCAAAGACUUGCAAAGUUGUAUCUUUUAUGAAGGCUCAACGACUUCUGAAGAAAGGUUUCUCGGGUCUCUUAGCUAUUGUGAAUGACAUAAGAAAGGAAACAAUUUGUAUAGAAAAUGUACUAGUAGGGAGAGAAUUUUCUGAUGUAUUUCCUGAGGAUUUACCAGGAUUGCCUCCAGUACGAGAAAUAGACUUUGGUGUUGAUUUACUACCAGACACACAGCCCAUAUCGAUACCCCCAUAUCGGAUGGCACCAGCAGAGUUGAGGGAGCUAAAGCAACAGUUACAGGAUUUGUUAGAUAAGGCUUUUAUUAGACCUAGUCUAAACUUAGUAGUAUUUCUAGGGCAUAUUGUAUCCAAAGAUGGAAUUAUGGUAGAUCCUAAGAAGACAGAAGCUGUGCAGAAAUGGCCCAGACCUAUUUCUCCUACAGAGAUUCAUAUCUUUUGGGCUUGGUGGGCUAUUACAGUUGUUUGGAUUGAUAUUAGGAUGUUUGGUUAUUGA